AUGCUACACAGACUGUUACGACUGUCUAAUUUCUCACUGACCAUUGUUCUACUUCCUUUCCUGCAAGGGUUAGAGAUUUCUGAUCCAGGGCAAGUGGUGUACAGGGAAGCCAGGACCAGUGGUGUGGUGGAACAUGAAGUAACCCUGGAAUGUGGCACCACCCUCCCUGAUGUCUACAUCUGGAGCUUCACUAAACCAGGCACAGACACUAUUCGAGCUGUGGUGUAUAACUUUGGCAAGGGUCCAAAGCUGCAGCAGCUGGCACAAGAUCUGGGUGAUCUGAAUGUAAUCACAAACACUGCAUCUCUGUCCAUAGAGAAGCUUCCUCUAGCUGCAGAGGGUUUGUACACCUGCCAGGCUCUGUAUGACACUGCUGAGGGAGCCAGACUCUACUACUACUAUGUGCAUCUACGGGUUUUAGUGCCUGUUUCCAAACCUUAUGUUCUACUGAGUAACUCGUCAGCAGUGGAGGGUUCAUCAUUUUGGAUGCGCUGUGGUCUGGAGAAUGGAACAGAGCCCAUUAGCUACACAUGGGAGCAGGAGAGCCGCAGUGGGCUGGUCACUACACUGGCUGAGAGCAACAGCAGUCUGAUCAACAUCAUCUGGGUCACUCGCAACCACACCGGCUGGUACAGGUGCCUGGCCAGGAACGAGGUCAACCAGCAGAACAGUGAUCAUAUCUGGUUAGAUGUCUUAUUUGGACCAGAUCUGCCUCAGAUUGAAGCCUCAGCUUACUCAGUGAUGGAGCAAGGCUACUCAGCCUUAGAGAAAGGAAAUGUCUCUCUCUCGUGUCAAGCCAUCUCUAACCCUCCCAGCCGAUAUGUCUGGUUUUACAACAACUCACAGAUCUACUCUGGACCACAGCUCAGCAUCUCUGUCAUCCAGCGUGUGGAUACUGGCAACUACACCUGUCUGUCCCAGAACACCUACCUCAACACCAGCUCAAAGAAAACAAUCACUCUCACAGUCUACUAUCCACCAGAUGGUGCUCCAACUUGCUCCAUGUUCCCAGCAAACAACUACACUGACCUGGCCCUUUUCUGUUCCUGGGUGGGUGGAUAUCCACCAGCAACACUGAAGUGGAGUCCAUAUGUGAACGGAGACAACCAACAGGAAAUUUAUAAUAUCACCCAAAUUCAGCCAGGCCCUGAUACUGCUAAUAACUCUGUAUUCACCUGCUAUGGUUCACAUGUUGCACUAAACAUCACCCAGAGCUGUAGCACCAGGACAUGGCUGCCUCCUGGAGAACCUCAGUGUUCUGCGAAUUCCAGCCGUAAUAAUGAACACCUGAUGCUGUCCUGCUCCUGGGAGGGUGGGUUCCCUCGUGCUCUGCUGUGGUGGGCCUCUAGUUCAGGGGAAAUGCAGGGCACAUCUGAGGAGACCUCCAACAUCCUGGUUCUGCGCUCCAGUGCCAACUACAGCAGCAAAACCUUUGUAUGCUAUGCUAAACAUCCGCUAAAUAAAGACAGCAAGAAGUGUAUGUUAAAACUUGAGGCACCGGUAUUGGUAGCUGACCGCAGUGUCGUUUCUGUCUAUGAAACCAAUGAUGUCCAACUCACCUGCCUUCUGAGCAGACACUACCCAGCAGUCACAGAGGUCACCUGGUACAACAACUUAAAGCAGAACGUAGGUGACACACCCAAGAAGUACGUCCUUCAGCAAGCUGCAGCCUGGUCCAACCUAACAGUGCGGGAAACAGACAGCAUGGUAGACAGUGGCCAGUACUGGUGUUCUGCUACCAACGCUGUGGGAAGAACAGAGAUGCCCAUAUUGUUGGUGGUAAUGAGGUACCCAAUGCCUCCAAACAUCACCGUCAGUAAAAUCAUAUACAGUAGUCGACAGCGGACAGAUGUUAAUAUGGAGUGGCUGAUCCAGACAGAUGGUGACCUUACUGGAUUCUUUAUAGAGUACCAAAAGCUCUCUGUCCCUGUGGGGAAGAAUGACAAUGUUCCUGUCUGGCAGAAAGUGGCAGUAGAUCUGGAGCCCAGCAUCCGCAGCUACCAGAUCAACAAUCUGGAUCCUACCGUGACAUAUGCUUUCCGCAUUACAGCUAUGAAUUGUCGUACCACUGGAAAUCCUUCAGACAUCAAGAGCCCAGUGUCAGUGCCAGUCUCUAAACCCUACAUUGUGCUGAGUGAUCCCUCACCUGUGGAAGGCACAUCAGUGUGGAUGCGCUGUGGUCUGGAGAAUGGCACAGAGCCCAUUAACUUCAUAUGGGAGCAGGAGAGCCGCAGUGGGCUGGUUACCACACUUGCUGAGAGCAAUCGCAGUCUGAUCAACAUUACCUGGGUUACCCGUAACCACACAGGAUGGUACAGGUGCCUGGCCAGGAACGAGGUCAAUCAGCAGCGCAGUGACCGCAUCUUGUUAGAUGCUAUAUAUGGUCCCGACAUGCCUCAGAUUGAUGUCACACCCUACUUGGUAACAGAGAGUGGUUUCUCAGCCUUAGAGAAAGGGAAUGUUUCCCUCAUGUGUCAAGCCUCCUCUAACCCUCCCAGUCAGUAUGUCUGGUUCUACAACAACUCCCGUAUCAACGGUGGACCACAGCUCAGCAUUAUCAAGAUCCUGAGAACGCACACUGGCAACUAUUCCUGUCUGGCUCAAAACACUUUCCUCAACACCCGCUCCACAAAAUCAAUCACUCUUACUGUCUACUAUCCACCAGAUGGCGCUCCAUCGUGUACCAUGCUCCCAGUGAACAACUACUCUGACCUGUCCCUUUUCUGCUCUUGGCUGGGCGGAUAUCCUCCAGCUACCCUGAAGUGGAUUCCAUAUAUGAAUGGAGACGACAGAGGGGAAAUCACUAACAUCUCUCGGAUCUACCCAGGCCCUGAUAUUGCUAACAGCUCUGUAUUCACCUGCUAUGGCUCACAUGUUGCACUAAAUGUCACCCAGAGCUGCAGCACUAAGACGUGGCUGCCCUAUGGAGAACCCAAGUGUUCUGCGAAUUCCAGCCGUAAUAAUGAGUACUUGACGCUGUCCUGCUCCUGGGAGGGAGGUUUCCCUCGGGCUCUGCUGUGGUGGGCCUCUAGUUCAGGGGACAUGCAAGGCACAUCUGAGGAGACUUCAAACAUCCUGGUCCUGCGUUCUAGUACCAACUACAGUGGCAAGACAUUUGUAUGUCAUGCCAAACAUCCUUUGGCCAAAGAAAGCAGGCAAUGUGUGUUAAAGCUAGAGGCCCCAGUCUUGAUGACUCAACGGAGUGUGGUCUCAGUUUUUGAAGGCAGCAACGUUCAACUCACCUGCAGUCUGAGCAAAAACUACCCCGCAGUCACAGAGAUUACCUGGUACAACAACACACAGCAAAAAGUGGGAGACAAACCCAAUAAGUAUGUUGUGCAGCAAGCAGCUGGUUGGUCCAGCUUGAUGGUGCAGGAGACGGAUGGCAUGGUGGACAGUGGUCAGUACUGGUGCUCUACAACCAAUGCUGUUGGAACAGCAGAAAUUCCCAUCACAUUGCUGGUGAUAAUUGCACAGUGCAGGAUAAUAUAUUAUUUUUAAGUUUAUUUUAAUGUUGCAGUGCCCGUUUCCAAACCUUAUAUUCAGCUGAGUGACUCUUCACCAGCAGAGGGUAUGUCAGUGUGGAUGCGCUGUGUUGUGGAAAAAGGUACGGGUCCAGUUAACUACAUAUGGGAGCAGGAGAGCCAAACUGGAUUGCUCACAACACUGGCUAAGUGGAACAGCAGUCUUGUCAAUGUCACUUGGGUUACCCGUAAUCACACUGGCUGGUACAGGUGCCUGGCCAGGAACGAGGUCAACCAGCAGCGCAGUGACCGUAUCUGGUUAGAUGUCUUAUAUGGCCCUGACUUACCUCAGAUUGAUGUCAUAACCUACUCAGUAAUGGAUCGAGGUUACAUAGCACUGGAAAAAGGAUCCGUUUCUCUCAUGUGUCAAGCCUCCUCUAAUCCUCCAGGCCAGUACAUCUGGUUCUACAAUAACUCAGAGAUCUUCAGUGGAGCACAGCUCAUCAUCACCAAGGUUCUGCAUGGGCAUGCAGGGUACUAUACCUGUCUGGCCCAGAACACUCAUCUCAACACCCGCUCCAAGAAGACCAUAACUCUCACCGUCUACUAUCCACCAGAUGGAGCUCCAUCUUGUUCCAUGUUUGCAGCAAACAACUACACUGACCUGGCCCUCGUCUGCUCCUGGGAGGGGGGUUACCCUCCAGCUGCUCUGAAAUGGAGUCCAUAUGUGAAUGGAGACAAUCAACAAGGAGUCAGUAAUGUCACUCGAAUUCAGCCAGGCCCUGAUACUGCUAACAACUCUGUAUUCACCUGCUAUGGUUCACAUGUUGCACUAAAUGUCACGCAGAGCUGUAGCGCCAGGACAUGGCUGCCCUAUGGAGAACCCCAGUGUUUUGUAUAUGUAACUCGUAAUAAUGAGUACCUGAUGCUGUCCUGUUCCUGGGAAGGUGGUUUCCCUCGGGCUCUGCUGUGGUGGGCCACCAGUUCAGGGGACAGGCAGGGUACAUCUGAGGAGAACUCCAACAUACUGGUGCUACGUUCCAGUGCCAACUACAGUGGCAAAGCCUUUGUGUGCCAUGCCAAACACCCACUAAAUAAAGAGAGCAAGAUGUGUGUAUUAACAUUGGAGGCUCCAGUGUUGAUGACUCAGCGCAGUGUGGUUUCUGUCUAUGAGGGUAAUGAUGUCCUGCUCACCUGCAUUCUGAGCAAAAACUAUCCAGCAGCCACAGAGGUCACCUGGUACAACAACUUAAGGCAGAACGUAGGUGAAACACCCAAGAAGUAUGUCCUUCAGCAAGCUGCAGCCUGGUCUAACCUGACAGUGCGGGAAACAGACAGCAUGGUGGACAGUGGCCAGUACUGGUGUUCUGCUAAAAACGCUGUCGGAGGAGCAGAGAUCCCUGUCAAAUUGGUGGUGUUGAGGUACCCAAUGCCUCCAAAUGUCACCAUCACUAAAAUCACAUACAGCAGCCAUCAGCGGACAGAUGUUACUGUGGAGUGGCUGAUUCAGGCAGAUGAUGACCUCACUGGGUUCUUCAUUGAGCUUCAGAGGCUCCCUGUAGGCAAAAGUGGCAUUGUCCCUCUCUGGCAGAAAGUGGCAGCAGAUCUGGAUCCCAGCACUCGCAGCUACCAGAUCAACAACCUGGAUCCUACUGGCAAAUACGCUUUCCGUGUAACAGCUGUCAAUCGCCGUACCAUUGGACAUCCUUCAGAGAUCAAGAGUCCAGCUCUGCCACCUUUCAGGGCCUAUUCUGCUGUGAUCGGAGCAGCCAUCGGAGGUAUGCUUGUGGCGACAGUAGCUACUGUGCUGAUCUUCAUUUAUGUGGUGAGGAACCGCAACAACAUCCCACGUUUUCAUGACAUGAUAUUUGGCAGGCAGAACAGCCAGUCCAGAGAAAAUAUCAACUUCCCUGAGGACGAGGUUACUGGAGAAGAUGCAAGUCCUUCAGUUCCAGGUUUCAGGAGUGAUCCUGUGAUAACGCCAAGACCCAGCUCAACAGCAACACACCUGUGCUCCUCCCCCAUGAAAUAAAUCUCCUUCACAGCCUCA
This is a messenger RNA of Colossoma macropomum (tambaqui), 5514 nucleotides long. Its product is annotated as titin-like. The record is from RefSeq and is a predicted model, not a curated record. The transcript has 24 exons. Lineage: Eukaryota; Metazoa; Chordata; Actinopteri; Characiformes; Serrasalmidae. Gene Ontology annotation, molecular function: protein binding.